Ixodes scapularis (black-legged tick) is the source of this 2769-nucleotide messenger RNA. RefSeq lists its product as uncharacterized. The transcript has a single exon. The coding region runs from base 246 to 2033 and encodes 595 amino acids. The record is from RefSeq and is a predicted model, not a curated record. Lineage: Eukaryota; Metazoa; Arthropoda; Arachnida; Ixodida; Ixodidae.
UUCGCCAUUAAAAUGCAAAAGUGCUCCAUGGAUAAAUUUACUCCAUCCCUCAAAUCUAGGCUCUCUGUUUGGUGCCUGCGUGCCGCGUACGCCUGCUUGUACUCUCGAAGAUUGCUUAGGUAAAUUGGAUAUUGUGCGAACAGCAGUUGACGACAAGAACCGUAGCUACUCUGCACCUUACCACAGAAGUUGCCACUGCAGCCGAUCUCUUCGCGACCACAAACUAACCACCUUCCUGAGUGACCAUGCUCUGCUCAAACGUAGCCCUUCUAUUGUUGGUGAGUGCUGGCGUCUCGUUCUCCUUGAUGCAACACGUCGUUGAACUUCACCCCUCGCAACUCGAGACUGUACUUCGUUCUCAGAUCCAAUCGGAAAAUGCCCAUGUUGUGCUCGUUUCUUGCAAGGGUUUCUGGGACGACGUUGACUUGUUCUGGAUGAAACAGUUGCCGGUGAAAGCGUCCAAGUGGCUUUACGACGAGCCAGGCCUGCGCGGCUUGUUGGUCUCAAACACAAUGUACAGCUUCCACACAACGGUCCUAGUGCCCAGCCCACGAAACAGCACAGCCGUAUGUUUGGAACAAAUGCAGCGGAGCUACGUUUACAGGUACAUGGUGAAGUGGAUCUUCUUAUCGCUCGAAGAAGGUAUCGAACCCAGCUCGUACAAUGAAACAGAGAACGAAACAAUUCGAAAUUCAUUUGCGUUUCGUACGCCAGAAACUUCGCUUCUUCGCGCAACUCAAUCCGUUGGAACCCCAAGCGAAACACUUCGUGAAUCUUCGAUCCGCAGGAAGAAUGGGCCUACACCUCAGUUCCUUGAAAAUCGAAACAAACUUCGGAGCCUAUCGGGUCAACAUGUUCGUAUCGGCUUCAUCAACAACAAAUAUUUCGGCACAUUCAACGACUCCCUUCUAUUAAUGCAUGUCCUGAGUCUGCUCCGCGCGACAAACGCCACUCUUCAUUUUCACCGCCAUACCAACUUUAUCCAAUUGAUCAGCGAAGGAUUGGCCGAGGGUUCGAUUGACGUAUUCAUUCACAAACUAUUUUGUGCCCACGUCUUUCUCGCCUAUUUCGAUUUUCCAAAUAUUUUGUUGUACGACUAUCCAACGUUUUACGCCAAGGCAAAUGCCACUCGCGUCUUAACACCCGGCGAUAUUUUCGCAAAUUCCUCAGUAACUAUCAUUCUAUUCAUCCUAUCACUCUGCCUUUAUUUGCUGAUUCUUUGCUUGAUUGACUACGUGCAGUUUCGUGCUUUCCGCACCGUUUCCAGGGCAGCAUUCUUUCUGCUAGGAAUUUUCUGUGCAGCGUCUUCUGUGAUCCCUAACACGACCCGAUGGAAGGGUAUACGAAGAAGUCUAUUUGCUGUGUGGCUUUUCAGCAUCCUGCCAUUGUCUACUUACUUCCAAGGGCAGCUCACGUCAUGGUUCACUACUAACGUCCCAGAAAACGUCUUGGACACAUUAGAAGAACUACAAGAGGCCUUGGAAAGCGAUUCCGUGGCUCCCUGCGUUGUUGACCAGACUCUGGUUCACUACAUCCUGCAAAGGACGGCCACAAAAUCCGAUACCAUGAAUGAGCUCCGACUGAACCCAAAGUUUCCCCGACUGAUGCUAAAGUUGAUGGAAUCCUUCUCACGACACCAGGAAGACAAUCUCGUGACGCGCACCUUUGCAGACUGUGUCCUCUGCGCAAGAAGAAACGACCGUGUCUGUUUCGCGGACCAGGUGGAACCCUGCGUCAUCAAGCCUGUAAGCCGGGACGUCAGGAUGUUCAAAGAACAUUAUAAUCAUCACAUGAUGACGACUCUGGUUGGAAAGAACUCACGUCUGAAGAGUGCCUACGGGACGUUUCUGCAGCGUCUCCACGAGUCGUCCCUGUUGCACAACCGUUCACGCUUCAAGUGCGAAUACCAAGCGGAGCAGACACCCGCUCCUCCGACUGUCCAGCUGGAACUUUGGGGCUUCUUUCGCUUCUACGCGAUGAUUCUGAGCGCUACGGCGAUUGUGUGGCUACUUGAGCUGUGCGUGUUGCUUUAAGGCCGCGGUCCUACCGUCUUUGUGGGUUUUCUCUUACCAGCAAAGCUUAUCACGCACGUAUAGAAAGGCGCAGUGUGCGUGACUGCAUAAAACUGAAAGAAUAAAACACAGAGGACAAGCACAGGACAACCAAUUUCUUUCAUAGAAAGUGGUUGUCCUCUGUAUUUUAUUCUUUCAAUUUUAUGUAUUCAUGUUCAACCCGCUCGCCUUCAUCAGUGCGUGACUGGUUUCGUCGGUGACAGCGAAAGCGUAAAGACGACGAGUGUUCAGGCGAUGAACUUUUGGCGCAACUUGAUUGGCUGCAUCGGAGCAUAUAGCAUCGGGGCUUAGGUCAGACUUAAAGUGAAACGAACUAUAUUAUAUAUUAUGCUGGCGGGUUACUCUUUGCGCUAUCUAUAACAGUUGUUUUUUUCUUUAGAAGUGCAAGGUCCUGAAGGUACUGUUGGUUUCCCUGAGAUUGAUGACCGCGCAUUCAUUUCAGUCUGCUGUAAAUAUACGUUUGUAGCGCUGCUAAAUUCACUCACCCAAACGUUAGAAAAUAUUGAACUAAAAAGAAAAGAUAGAUUCUACAGUGUGCUGUUUGUCUGCCUGUGUGCUUAAAGCACGUGUCUUCGCAAUUUGCACUCUCCUAUCGUAUGUCUUCGCUGUUGCGAUUCCUAAUAGACGCGCUAUACAUUGUGAGUGUUGUAUAACCCUUCCGACUGGGGAAUAAAGGAGGAGGAAGCUGAGCACGCAA